ACUGCGUGCAGUGGAAAAGGCAGCUCCGCCAAUUUUUCGAACUUCGUGAUUACUCCGCAUCAUUUUCUUCGGUGAUUUUGGUAUUCCACGUUGAAACAAUGUGCCAGACAAUACAUAGGAGAGGGUCUAAGUCAUUAAUUGCAAUUAUUGGCUUGACAUUGAUUGGAUAUAUUACUGCCUGUGGAAGAACAAUACUAAGAGCCGGCUUAUCACAUGGGGACAGACAGUUGAUAUUGGACAUGCACAAUGCCAUGAGGCAGUCCAUAGCUCUAGGUCAAGUAGGAGGACAACCACCUGCGACCAAUAUGAUGGAGAUGAAGUGGGAUAAUGAGCUGGCCAACCGUGCUCAAAACUGGGCCCUAUCCUGUCAGUCAGAAAGACAUGAUGCUCAAAGACAUGUCUCGCGAUUCCCAGUGGGACAAAACAUAGCGACCACUUGGACCACGAGGAAACCGUCCUCGGACAACGAUUCCAAACCGGACUUUGCCGACUCAAUGAGGAAGUGGUUCAAUGAAUUCAAACAAUUCAGCUAUGGAGGAAUUGGAGAAGGCCAUACUGGACAUUACACGCAGAUGAUAUGGGCAGAAACUAAUCUGGUUGGUUGUGGUUAUGCCUUCUACUACGACCCAGCUAAGGGUUUCACCAAGAACUAUAUUUGCAAUUACGGACCUGGAGGCAACGUACUUGGUCAGUCACCUUAUUCAAGAGGUCAUCCAAACUGCGUUGAAAGUGGGUUGACAGAUUCUCGAAAAUAUUUUGGACUUUGUGAUAAGCCCGGUUAUGUCUACAGUAUAUCCAAUUUCAUCGUAUAAACCGGACAUUAAUUUAUUAGUUAAAUUUAAAGCAGAAGUUAUUGCGCAUCUAGUAUUUAUUGUUGUAAUUAAAAUGUAUGACCGUGUGUUACUGGAUUUGCAAUUUGAUUAUAACAACGUUAUAUUGCAUUCGUAGAAUGUGGCAUGAUUAUUAUUAUUAUUAUUGUAUAGUAUUAUUUUUAUUUCGCGAUUGUUGUACAUUAAGUUGAUUUUAAUGUGUGAAUCAUUUUUGUAAAUAAAAUAUUU
Messenger RNA from Anoplophora glabripennis (Asian longhorned beetle), 1058 nucleotides. Its product is annotated as venom allergen 3. Gene Ontology annotation, cellular component: extracellular region. The transcript is spliced from 8 exons. The coding region runs from base 99 to 812 and encodes 237 amino acids. The record is from RefSeq and is a predicted model, not a curated record. Lineage: Eukaryota; Metazoa; Arthropoda; Insecta; Coleoptera; Cerambycidae.